Messenger RNA from Anthostomella pinea, 1551 nucleotides. The record is from the annotation of a GenBank genome assembly. NCBI's taxonomy places the organism in Eukaryota, Fungi, Ascomycota, Sordariomycetes, Xylariales, Xylariaceae.
AUGCUUUCUCGCCAGCUAGUCCGCCAUCGACCGCGUCUCGUGACCACCACGACGCGUGUCUCGCAGUCCGCGUCCAGGCCCCGAUUCUCAAGCACCCAGCCCCAGAAUCGAGCCACUACCGUCACCAAUGUGGCCACGACGGGCGCCCUGAUCGCAGCCGGAUGGGUGGUUAAUGACGUUUACAAGCGCGAUACCCGCGCAGGCGACAAGCACAACGCGCCGCCGGCCGCUGCUGCUGCCAAGACCGCCCUCGUGACCGGCGGCGGCCCGCGCAUACCGGAUCUCGACCAGCUGGGCACGUCGGACGGGCAGAUCGCCUACACGGCGCCUGCCUCCUCCGAGGACGUCACUCGGCAGCUGAACGAGCACGCCUUCUCCUUCACGGGCUUGGGCUCGCAGGGCGUGAGCAGAUACCACGGCGCCCAGCUGGCCUCGAACAGCCCGUGCGAAGACGCCUUCGUGCACGGGAGCUUCUCCAGUCCAUUCAAGUCCCAGGAGGUGGGUCGGGAUAACAAGUGGAUGGCGUGGGCGGUCUUCGACGGCCACUGCGGCUGGCAGCUAUCGAAUCUCCUCACCACGCAGAUGAUGCCGUUUGUGAGAAGGGCGCUGGGCGACGCGAAGCCUCCUAAAGAUGGGGAGGGGCCUGUGUCGGAGGAGUCCAUACACCAGGCGCUCAAAUCGGCUUUCACGACGCUCGAUGAUGCGCUGGUCAAGUCCGCCACUGCCACAAUCGACAGUAACAUGUCCUUUGCGGAGAAAGCAAGACGAUUGGAGGCGGCGUACGCCGGUUCGUGUGCUCUCCUGACGCUGUUCGAUCCAGCAUCGAGGAAUCUGAUGGUAGCAUCGACAGGAGACUGCCGGGCGGUCCUCGGCCAGAUGGCCGCCGACGGCAAGUGGGAAAGCAAAGACCUCACGGUCGACUGCACGGGCGCCACUCCCUCAGAGAUUGCGAGACUCCAGGCGCAGUUCCCCGACGAGCCCGACGUCGUCAAGGGUGGUAGGGUAUGGGGCAUGCAGCCCUCGCGCACCUUCGGCGACGGUAUGUGGAAGUGGACGGCGACGCUGAAGAACAGACUGCGCUGGUACUACAACGGCCUGAGCAUGCCCUCCUAUUCCCGGUACAAGAACUACAAGGACGGCCCUUACCUCACGGCCGAACCCCUGGUGACCACGACCAAGAUCUCCGACACGCAGCCCUCGUUCCUCAUCCUGUCCACCGACGGCCUCUGGGACACCAUGUCAAGCGAGGACGCCGUGGACCUCGUCGGCAGGUGGAUCGACUGGCAGGCGCAGGGGGGCCAGAAGGACAAGCAGCCGCUGAAGCCGCAGACGACGGACACGGUUUUGGGUUGGAAACAUCAGUGUCAGUACGACGAGAAGAAGGCCACGGUGCAGGACGACAAUGCGGCGGUACAUCUGAUGCGCAACGGGCUGGGCGGCGGAGACGAGGAGAUGGUCCGGGGAGCGCUCACUUUUCGAUACCCAAACUCGAGAGAUAUCCGGGACGAUAUGACGGUCCAGGUUGUCUUCUUUUCGCCCAAGAGCGCGUGA